AAGCUAAAUUUACGCAUUAUGAACGUUCCGAAGUUUUGCAAUGUGCAGGCGUCUUGGGAGAUUAAUGGCGGUGCAGACAUAGCAAAGAUUAUAUCUUAUCUUGUAAAGAAGGAAUAUCAGUCAGAGGAAAGUUUCUGUUUGCAAAAUGAAGAGGAUAACAUUGCUUCUGUUGAGUUAUAUAAUGAAAAUGAGACAAACAUUCCAUGUGAAUUAUCGGUGCAUUGUCAGCCAAUUCACAACCUAAAAAUAUCUGACAUUUCUAUCCUGUCAGAGGCAAAAACAAUUGAAAUCUAUGAUGAGACUGGUGCUUAUAUGACCUCAUGUAGAGGAUCAUAUGUUAAUGAUGUGGAAGGAAAACCUAUGUUCUAUGCAGAUUACAGUUGGCAGCAGCCUGCAUCUUCAGCCAUGUUAAGAUGUUUAUCUUUGCCAAGAAAAACAGCCAUGAAAGUGGUUGCCCUAGAGAUUUCACUAGUUAAAUCCAAGGAGACUUCAUCUACAUCUUUAGGGACAUCUUUUGAUUUUACCAAGGUGAAAGCUCUCCUCCAGGACAUGCAACAAGAUGUUCCAAUAACAGACAAGGCAAAGGCAUGUAUGCAGACCAUUGAGCAAUAUCAGGAGGUUAGUAGUGGCUGGGAGAGAGUCAAAUUAAAUAUUUUACUGCAAAUAUGAUGCUUCACAGAAUAA
Lingula anatina is the source of this 684-nucleotide messenger RNA. RefSeq lists its product as uncharacterized. NCBI's taxonomy places the organism in Eukaryota, Metazoa, Brachiopoda, Lingulata, Lingulida, Lingulidae. The record is from RefSeq and is a predicted model, not a curated record.